AGGCAUUGAUCACCUUCCCGUUGCCAACACCGGGGAUCACCACCGACAUACACAAACACACGCAUACGUUCACACAGAGGCAAAAACCAGAGACAAGAUCUAAGAAAGAAGAAGAUGGGAGGCCCUAAUGACCAAGCGUCUCAAAUUGCCAGUGUCUUAGGCAAUAUUGAGCAGCUUAAUGGAAGCAACUAUGCUUCAUGGAAGGAGAAGCUGGAGAUCACUCUAACUCUGCUGGAUAUUGAUUAUGCCCUCCAUAAGGAUCCUCCGGUUGAGCCUAAACCAGAGGAUGAAAAUUAUGAAGUCCUGAAAAAGGAAUAUGAUGAAGAAAGGGCAAAAUGGAGCAUUUCAAAUCGAAAAUGCCUUAUGAUCAUUAGAAGCUCCAUUAUUGAUGCAAUAAGAGGAGCAAUUUCUAAUACUCAGUCUGCCAGGGAUUAUCUUACUAAGAUUGAGGAGCAAUUCAAAGGCUCCUCUAAAGCUUAUGCCACCACCCUCAUCAAAAAGUUGGUGGGUGAAAAAUAUGAUGCUACUGGCAGUCUAAGGGAGCAUAUUAUGAAGAAAUGUCACAUGACUUCCAAGCUUAAGUCAAUGGAGAUGGAAAUCUCUGAUGGUUUUCUUGUCCAUUUCAUUAUGUCAUCACUGCCCCAGGAGUUCUCUCCAUUUGUGAUCAACUACAACUCUAUGAAAAUAAAGUGGGGGAUUGAUGAGUUAAUUGCCAUGUGCGUGCAAGAAGAAGAAAGGCUUAAGGCAGAAAUGAUUGAUCAUGCUAAUCAAUUCAAGCAUUCUGAAAAGAAAAGGUAUAAGAAAUUUAAGAAGGAAUACUUGAAGCCUAAGCCUAGUCAAUUCAAAAAAAAGGGGCAAUCUUCUAAGCAAGGCCAGCAGAACAAGCCAGCAAGUGGCUCCAGUGCAGAGGAAAAGAUCCCGAAGGAUGCCACUUUUGUGGAAAAAGUGGACACCAUCAGAGGGACUGCAUUGGUUUUAUGAGAUGGCUCAAUAAGAAAGGUACUGAUGUUAUAACUUUUGUUGAUGAAUCCCUUUAUAUUGAUUAUGCCACCGACUCUUGGUGGAUUGACUUAGGUGCAACAAUUCACGUUGCAAACUCUUUACAGGGAUUCGCUACGAGGAGGACCCUAAGAAGAGGGGAAAGAAGAAUUAGAGUUG
Panicum virgatum (switchgrass) is the source of this 1158-nucleotide messenger RNA. RefSeq lists its product as uncharacterized. The transcript has 2 exons. Bases 115 to 981 code for a protein of 288 amino acids. The record is from RefSeq and is a predicted model, not a curated record. NCBI's taxonomy places the organism in Eukaryota, Viridiplantae, Streptophyta, Magnoliopsida, Poales, Poaceae.